Molecule: messenger RNA, 990 nt
Organism: Talaromyces rugulosus
Lineage: Eukaryota; Fungi; Ascomycota; Eurotiomycetes; Eurotiales; Trichocomaceae
Exons: 1
Coding region: 1-990 (329 amino acids)
Biological process (GO): positive regulation of transcription by RNA polymerase II
Cellular component (GO): nucleus
Molecular function (GO): transcription cis-regulatory region binding; DNA-binding transcription factor activity
Source: RefSeq, a predicted model, not a curated record
AUGCCUUCUACCUGGAGUACCAUAUCUUCAUCCUCACCGAAUAGUAGUGGUGAUAAAUCCUCUAAUCAUGGUCCUUCCUCAACAUGGGACAUUCUCGAGCACUCUCUAAUUUCCAGUUACUCUGAUUCGUCGUCCCCCGAUGCUUUGCUUGCUCAUCCGCCACGUUCACCCACGUUGCAACCGAGGCCACCACUAGCAGUUCGGAUAACCUCCGAAAUCGCCUAUUUGUUGCAUGCGUAUCAGACUGGGGUGGCGACAUGGAUGGAUCUUUUUGACCACGGCUGCACCUAUCAACGGGUAGUCUCCCGUCAGAUCCUUGAUUCAGAGCUGCUUCUCCAUUGUGUCUGUGCUUUCACAGCCAAGAACCUCAGCCUGUUACCAUCGGGAAUGGCCUGGGUUUCUGCUGCUGCCUACCACUACGGUGAAUCGCUGCGUCUGCUCAGAGAGCUGCUCAACAACUCAAUUCCGCAAGAGAACGCUUUAACUGCAAUUAUAUUACUAAGUAGCUAUGAAAUGAUUGCGGCCCAGGGCCAAGAACUACAGCGCCAUUUUUUCGGCGCCACCUUGCUCAUCCGAACCUAUGGAAUCAGUGCUGGCUCACAUGGUAUUAACCGAGCCAAUUUCUGGAUCUAUAUCCGCCAUGAGAUUGUUGUGGCCCUCGUUAAUGAAAGUCCAAUGCAGAUGAGUCCAAACGAAUGGAAUGUUCGUUGGCGAGAUGGUGAGACCGAGGAGGAUGUCUUUGGGAACCAGCUUUUAUGGCUGGUCGGUCGUGCCAUUGAUGUGGUGUUCGCGAAGGACCCCAACACACAGGAACCAAUGCCAAUAAUGGUCGAUGCGAGAAACGACUUGCUUAGAGAGGUGGACAGAUGGCUGGAUACCCUCCCAUCAUCCUUCCGGGCCAUUUCAUACGGAGAACCAACGGACGAAGGCUUUUCAAGACUUCAUUAUUCCUUACCGACCGUUUGUGAGUGGCAAUUGACCUUGAUAUAA